Messenger RNA from Polistes canadensis, 4928 nucleotides. RefSeq names its product adenylate cyclase type 6. Lineage: Eukaryota; Metazoa; Arthropoda; Insecta; Hymenoptera; Vespidae. Gene Ontology annotation, molecular function: adenylate cyclase activity. Bases 987 to 4751 code for a protein of 1254 amino acids. Gene Ontology annotation, cellular component: plasma membrane. The transcript has 23 exons. Gene Ontology annotation, biological process: cAMP biosynthetic process; intracellular signal transduction; adenylate cyclase-inhibiting G protein-coupled receptor signaling pathway. The record is from RefSeq and is a predicted model, not a curated record.
AGAAAAUAGAGAGAAUAGAAAAUAGAAAAUAAAAUCAACGAGUUUCUAUAGUCGAGUUUGGAAGAUCUAUUACAAAUAGAAUAUCAUCGAAUGAAGUAUUGGAAUUUGACAAUUCGAUAGUCGAUGGUUCGAUCGGUGUCUCACCGUUUCCCUUUGAUCUUUGUUGACCCUUGAAACAACGAAUAUCAAGGCUAAUAUCAUCGAAUUAAACCGAUCUAUCCUUAGUUAGUGGAACCAGGUGGAAACGAUUAAAUCCAUCAAGAUUUAGAUCGCGGUGAUGAAGUUUAAGAGAAACAACUUGAACUGUGAGUUAUAUCUUCAUUAUUUAUUGUACCAUCGAAGGAACUUGAACUGUCCUGUGGUCAGCGGUAAUAUGGGUAUUACUGUUACUCGUGUUCGACUUAUAGCCAUUUAAAAAAUAAUCAAAACAGAUAGAUAGAAAGAAAAGAAAUUGAAAAAGAAAGAAAUUGAAAAAGAAAGAAAUUGAAAAAGAAAGGAAGAAAAAAGAAAAAGAAUAAGCUACGUACAACUUUGAGAAUGAAAAUCGUGUCAAGAUCAUCGAGUCCGGAGCCGGUGUUGUUGGCUGUGAUAUACACGAGGGAAGUAUCUUUGGCUGAUAAAGAAAAAGAGAGAGAGAGAAAGAGAUAUAUAUAUAUAUAAAAUACUAACCGGACUGAAACGUCUCUUGUGGCGUCGUCGGCCUUCGUAAUAAAAUAGGCGCCAGGAUUCCGGAUCGAAAACAAACGUAAAUCGAGGGUGGAAGAACGUAAGUGACACGAGUAUAUUGUGACGGAGGGAGGGACCAACUUGUUCUUCCGCUCGCACGAGUAAACAAAAGGGAGAAACAUGAAAUAACAGAAAGGUAAAGGUGAUAUCACCCCGUAUAAUAUCAACUUUGUCAAGGAAAAGAAAAGAAAAGAAAAGAAAAGAAAAGAAAAGAAAAGAAAAGGGAAAAGAAAAGGGAAAAGAAAAGGGAAAAAUAAAGAAUGGACAAGUACGGAGUGGAAUUUCCUAAACGUGACUGGAGUCACAGGCUUAGUUUGCGUGGAAGUAGAAGAAGUCAUCAGAGCGAUGUUGGAAAUACUAAAUCGACGACAGGAUCAUUGAAAAGUACAAGAAGAUGGGCGAGUCUUCGACAACAUCCGGAAAACAAUGAGGGUGGCAAACCACGAGUCGAAUUACUUCUAGAUCCACCAGGAUCUAAACCUUCGACUCCUUCAACACCGCAUACACCUCACACACCACACACACCUAACACACCAAAGACACCAUACACCCCUGUAAAGAAGUCUAACUGGGAAGUUAUCGAGCACUUUACUGGCCCACCUCGUCCCUCUAUUAUCACGAUGAACAGAGGAUCGGAAGUCGCUGUUGGUAUCAAUAUUGUUGGGAAAGAAUCAAUAACGGAAACUGCUUCUAGUCCGAUAAUAACUGAACCAUCAAGGAGAUGCGCUUUCUGCAGAUUUUUAAGCUCCCUUUGUGCAUCACAUCACUUCAAAAAUCUCCAGGUGGAAAUGCUCUACCAACGUUAUUUCCUUCGCAUGAAUCAGAGUAACAUGACACACGUGUUAGGUCUACUAGCAGGAUUGGCAUUCGCUUUGGGAAUGCUACUCAUCGUUAGAUUGAUUCUAACUGAUGACGAACCCUUACUUAUGCUCCUUCGACGAUCCGAAAAUCUUUCUCUCGCAAUUACCCUCGUCAUAUGUAUCAUCGUUUACGCAGCAUUAGUAGCAGCCAUUUCGAGGCCUGGAAUGAACGAGAUUUGGUUGGCUGUUGUCAGUGGUGCCGUAUUGGUGACACUGUUGGCUUUACAAGUUACCCUGAACAUUCAUUUGGCCUACUUGCACGAGAUUCAGCAGAAAAAUUACGAAGACGAUGAGAACGAAGCAUCUUCCUCGUCAUCUUCGUCUUCGACGUCGUCUCCUAUACCCUCGUCUUCAUUGUUCACUAUGAGAACGAAAGAACUUCGUACUGGUGGACCAUUGGCAGCUGCUUGGGCAGUUUGCUUUUUCAUCUACAUGGCAUAUGCUCUUUUACCGAUUAGGUUACGACAUGCCUGUAUCGCUGGAAUCUGUUUUUCGAUUGCUCAUCUUGUUGGAGCAUUACUAUUAUAUCCUCAGGAUUAUCCUGCUAUCAUGGCCCACCUUCUAAGUUCUAUCGUCGUGGUUGGUGGGACGAAUGUUGCUGGUGCCCUAACUCAUCAUCCUAGGGAAUUAGCACAACGGCAAGCAUUCCUUGAAACUAGACAAUGCGUCGAGGCACGAUUAACAACGCAACGAGAAAAUCAGCAACAGGAAAGAUUAUUGCUGAGCGUACUUCCAAGACACGUAGCAAUGGAGAUGAAAGCAGACAUUGCUGGAAAGCCAAAAGACACGAUGUUUCAUAAGAUCUAUAUUCAACGGCACGAAAACGUUAGUAUUUUAUUCGCAGACAUUUGUGGUUUCACGUCACUAUCUGACCAAUGCACAGCAGAAGAACUUGUACGAUUGCUAAACGAAUUAUUUGCACGGUUUGACAGAUUGGCUGCCGAGCAUCACUGCCUGAGAAUAAAACUCCUUGGAGAUUGCUACUAUUGCGUUUCGGGUCUACCAGAACCAAGACCCGAUCAUGCCCACUGUUGCGUAGAGAUGGGAUUGGAUAUGAUUGAUGCGAUCACACUGGUACGCGAAGUAAUGGCAGUAAACGUAAAUAUGAGGGUUGGUAUUCAUACUGGACGAGUACUUUGUGGAGUUCUAGGCUUGAGGAAAUGGCAAUUCGAUGUUUGGAGUAACGAUGUUACUUUGGCUAAUUACAUGGAAAGCGGUGGUAUACCAGGUCGAGUGCAUAUUACAAAAGAGACCUUGGAUUGCUUGGGAGGAUAUUACCAGGUCGAGGAGGGACGUGGCGAAGAGAGAAACUCUUAUUUGAAGGAGCACAAUAUCGAAACUUAUUUAAUCGUUCCUGGCGAUACUUAUAAAGACAAUGUACCUGCAUCUGGCAUAAAAAAAGGAUUCACGAUAAAUGGAAACGUGUCAAAGGAAAUGAGGGUUAUGGGUCAUGGAUCCCAACAUGGCAAACAAACCAAAUUAGGAUUUGGUGAGAGUGUUGAGUGCGAAAAAGAUCCAGAAGAUGAAGUAAAUGAAUAUCUUAUGAGAGCUAUAGACGCAAGGAGCAUUGACCGUCUAAGAGCUGAACAUUGUACGCCUUUCAUAUUGACGUUUCGAAGGCCUGAUGUCGAAGAGAAGUAUUCACGAGAAAGAGACAGGAUGCUUUCCGCCUACUUUGUUUGUUCUGGUUUCGUUUACAUGGUUGUUGUGGUUGCUAUAGCCAUUACUCUUUCCGGGAGUAUAUAUUUCUACGCGUGCACCGGCGUGAGCGUAUUGGUGAUAGCUUUGGUAAAUGGCAUUCUACUUGCUGAGAAAAACGAGACGGUACCAGAAUGGGUAAGGAAUACUGCUGUGAGGAUUUUUGAAAAUCGAAUUAUUGCACAAAGCAUCGCUACUGUCGUUGUAUUUUUAACUUUCAUCACUGUUCUUUCACCCAUGAUAAAAUUAGAUGGAAGCGAAGCAUGUGGAAAUAACAAUUUGACUGCAAGCACAGAAUGGCUUAACAAUUCGACCGUAAUGGUUGAAAGAAUCGAAAUAAAAGAUGGACCAUGUUACUAUUCUCUUUUCUCCGACUUAUUUCCUGUUCUGGUGAUGUUAGUUAUGGUGACCUGUGCGGUAUAUCAAAUUUUAACUUCGGUUCUCAAAGUCGCUGUACUGGGCAUUGUCGUGACCUGUUAUUUAGGUGUUAGCAUUUAUCAAGCCACUAACGAUGAUAGUCUUGAUCCUGCCGAGAAAUGGUUAGCCGGUGUACUGGUAGUUUUUUUUAUGGCGUGUCUGGUCGUUCAUUCGCAACAUACCGAAGCUACAUACAGAUUAGAUUUCUUAUGGAAACUUCAAGCAACCGAGGAGAAAGAAGAGAUGGAACAUCUCAAGGCCUACAAUCAAAAAUUAUUGGCGAAUAUUUUACCAGAACACGUGGCUGCCCAUUUCCUUUCCACCGUUAAUUCCGACGAACUCUAUCACGAACAAUGCGAUUUCGUUUGCAUAAUGUUCGCCUCAAUACCAAACUUUUCGGAGUUCUAUGUCGAGUUAGAGGCGAAUAAUGAGGGCGUCGAGUGCCUCAGACUUCUAAACGAAAUCAUCGCAGACUUUGACGAGCUUCUAGCGGAGGAACAAUUCAAGUACAUCGAGAAAAUUAAAAGUACUGGUGCCACCUAUAUGGCAGCAUCCGGCCUGACGAAAAGCACCUGUGACAUGAGGGACUACAAACAUGUGACCGCCAUGGCGGACUAUGCUUUAAGAAUACGCAAACAGCUGGCAGACGUUAAUGAACAUAGUUUCAACAACUUUAGGAUGCGUGUGGGGAUCAACAUAGGGCCGGUUGUUGCCGGGGUGAUAGGUGCAAGAAAGCCGCAAUACGACAUUUGGGGUAACGCUGUUAACGUGGCCUCGAGAAUGGAUUCUACUGGAAUUUUGGAUAGGAUUCAGGUCACCCGAGAGGUUCACGAUAUUCUAUUGGCCAAGGGUUAUCCACUUAUUUGUCGUGGAAGUAUACAAGUUAAAGGAAAAGGCAGUAUGAUAACGUAUUUCCUCAAUGGACCACGUGAUACUACAAAGACGAGGAUUAAUAAAACAGAAAUUUUAACGAGGGCUAAUUCGAAUCACAACAAUAAUGCUAAUGUCAACGAAAGAAUGUCGUCUCCCAAUAAUGGUGCAACACUUUGAAGAAGAAGAAGAAGAAGAAGAAGAAGAGAGAUGAAGAAGAAUGAAAGAAAGAAAGUCAUUUUUUUGAGAUUAUCGAUAAAAAUAUCAUUCUUGUGUGCUUUCUUUACACGUUUAGUACUGAUAAAACUUUGAUUAUCUGGCCAAGUUGUACAAUAUUUUAGCGACGAAUGAAAAAAA